Schistocerca serialis cubense is the source of this 1674-nucleotide messenger RNA. RefSeq names its product arylsulfatase B-like. The record is from RefSeq and is a predicted model, not a curated record. The transcript is spliced from 9 exons. The coding region runs from base 1 to 1674 and encodes 557 amino acids. Lineage: Eukaryota; Metazoa; Arthropoda; Insecta; Orthoptera; Acrididae.
AUGUCUGCCCUCUUUGCCGCAGUGUGGCUGCUUAUAGCAGCAGGAGUCGGGCAUGGACAAUCGACGCCACCCAACAUUAUUUUCAUAAUUGCAGAUGACUUGGGUUGGAAUGAUCUGAGUUUCCACGGCUCCGAUCAAAUCCCGACACCCAACAUCGACGCCCUGGCUUACAACGGCAUCAUACUGAACAGCCACUACGUGAUGCCAACAUGUACACCGUCCAGGGCGUCCCUGCUGACAGGGAAAUAUCCCAUACGCUUAGGUAUGCAGGGAGCACCUCUAAACCCCACUAUCAAGGGAGGGCUACCUGAAGGCAAAAUCCUGCCGCAGUACCUCAAGGAUCUGGGCUACGUAACCAGGGCUAUCGGCAAGUGGCAUCUGGGCUUCCACAAGAAGGAGCUGACGCCCACAUACCGCGGGUUCGACUCGCACCUAGGGUACUGGAACGGCCACGUCGGAUAUUAUGACAUCAUUUUGGACUAUGGACCUGAUGGGUUGGACAUCGGCGCGGGCUACGACAUGCACAGCAACAUGACGACCGCCUGGGAGUUCGCUGGCCGGUACGCGACGGACGUCUUCACAGAGGAGGCGGAGCGUCUGAUCCAGCAGCACGACGUGCAGAGGCCGCUGUUCCUGUACCUGGCACACCAGGCCGUGCACGCGGGAGACGCCGCAAAGUGGCUGGACGCGCCCCAGCACGUCAUCAACAAGUUCCUCUACAUCAGCGACCCCAACAGGCGCAUACUGGCCGGUGUGCUCUGGAAGCUGGAUGAGUCUGUGGGACGCGUGGUGGCGGCGCUGGAGAAACGCGGUAUGCUGGAGAACUCCAUCAUCGUGUUUGUGUCAGACAAUGGAGCGCCGUCUGAUGGGAUGGAUCAGCCCAACUGGAGCUCCAACCACCCACACAGAGGGUUAAAGGGUUCACUGUGGGAGGGCGGCGUCCGGGGGGCGGCCCUUGUGUGGAGUCCACUGCUGCAGAGCGCGCCCAGGGUGUCCAACCAGCUGAUGCACAUCAGCGACUGGCUGCCCACGCUCUACACUGCUGCUGGGGGAAACCUGACGGACAUCCCCUCGGAUCUGGACGGAAUGAACACAUGGGAUGCGCUCGUCACUGCCAGCGACUGGCCACGCACUGAGGUCCUUAUCAACCGCAAUGACGACGACGGGACGGCUGCCAUCAGGGUUGGCGACUGGAAGCUUGUCAAAGGACCAGCAUCUAGCAACGGCUACUACGGAGCGAGUGGAGCAGAGGAUCCGCGCUACACGCCGCAGUACGACCCACAACAGGUGGUGAACAGCCUGGCAGGACGAGCCGUGGCCUCCGUACUGGAGGCGACCUCCACAUCUGAAGACAUGCUGCGGUUGCGAGCGGAGGCCACUGUGUCCUGUCCCAACAGGCCGGAAGAGCCAGCGUGCGUCCCCCAGACAGAGAACGGCGCGUGCGUCUUCAACGUGGUGCUGGACCCUUGCGAGGGCGCUACCUCGGACAACUCCAGUGACGUGCUGGACACGCUGCUGGUGCGACUGGAGGCGCUCUCGGACCCCAUGCUGCCUGUCCAAGAGAACCCUGUGGAGCCGGAGCUUGUGCGCCCGUCCCGCUGGAACAACACGUGGGUGCCCUGGACCGACUGCAUCGCCGAUCCCACCUACAUCGCCUGCAACGUCGUCACUUAG